Molecule: messenger RNA, 1956 nt
Organism: Coffea eugenioides
Lineage: Eukaryota; Viridiplantae; Streptophyta; Magnoliopsida; Gentianales; Rubiaceae
Product: SNF1-related protein kinase catalytic subunit alpha KIN10-like
Exons: 11
Coding region: 176-1663 (495 amino acids)
Biological process (GO): intracellular signal transduction; protein phosphorylation
Molecular function (GO): protein binding; protein serine/threonine kinase activity; ATP binding
Source: RefSeq, a predicted model, not a curated record
ACUUUUUUCCGAAAUCCCCAAAUUCCCCAUCCGUUCUUUUUUACUAUUUUAUUUCAAUUUUUUUUUUUAGGUUUCUUAACUUCGUUUGUUUUUCAAUCUGUUAUACCCCUUUCUCUCUCUGAUUUCGCUUGCAGAAUUGGAGACCUAGUGGAUUGCACCCGACUUUCUCUGACAGAUGGAUGGUCGAGGUGGUAAUAUGGCUGAUGCGCUAGUAAGGAACUAUAGGCUUGGGAAAACCCUUGGCCAUGGUUCAUUUGGGAAGGUCAAAAUUGCUGAACAUGUGCUUACUGGGUAUAAAGUGGCUGUGAAAAUUCUUAACCGUCGUAAAAUGAAGACUCCCGACAUGGAGGAAAAGGUGAGAAGGGAAAUUAAAAUAUGCAGACUAUUUGUGCAUCCACAUAUCAUAAGACUUUAUGAGGUGAUAGAGACACCAGCGGAUAUUUAUGUGGUGAUGGAGUAUGUGAAGUCCGGAGAGCUUUUUGACUAUAUUGUAGAGAAGGGCAGGUUACAGGAGGAUGAAGCUCGUCAUUUCUUUCAGCAGAUUAUUUCUGGUGUAGAGUAUUGCCACAAAAACAUGGUGGUCCACCGGGACCUUAAGCCUGAAAAUCUACUGUUGGAUUCUAGAGGAAAUGUGAAAAUAGCUGAUUUUGGAUUGAGCAAUAUAAUGCGAGAUGGACAUUUUCUCAAGACAAGUUGCGGUAGCCCAAACUAUGCUGCUCCAGAGGUUGUCUCUGGCAAACUUUAUGCUGGUCCCGAGGUAGAUGUUUGGAGUUGUGGUGUCAUCUUGUAUGCUCUUCUUUGUGGUACACUUCCUUUUGAUGAUGAAAAUAUUCCAAAUCUUUUCAAGAAAAUCAAGGGUGGGAUAUAUACUCUUCCCAGUCAUCUAUCACCUGGAGCUAGGGAUUUGAUCCCAAGGAUGCUGGUGGUUGACCCUAUGAAGCGAAUAACAAUUCCUGAGAUUCGUCAACACCACUGGUUCAAAGUUCAUCUUCCUCGUUACUUAGCCGUUCCUUCACCUGAUGCAAGGCAACAUUUAAAAAAGCUUGAUGAGGAUAUCAUCCAGCAAGUUCUGAGGAUGGGAUUUGACAGGAGCCAGCUGCUUGAAUCUCUUCAGAAAAGAAUACAGAAUGAUGCUACUGUUGCUUACUACCUGCUUUUUGACAACCGUUCUCCUGCUUCAAGUGGCUAUCUGGGAGCUGAAUUUCAGGAGUCAAUGGAGGCUUGUUCGCCAGGAAUUUUUCCUGAGCUUGACUUGCAUUUGUCCAUUGGGCAUGGCUUUCCUCAUAUGGGUAGAGAGAAAAAUUGGCUUGUUGGGCUUCAGACUGCAGCACAACCAAGGGCUUUAAUGACUCAGGUUCUUGGAGCUCUUCAAGAACUGAAGGUUAGAUGGAAAAAAAUUGGGCACUAUAACAUGAAGUGUCUCUGGAAUCAUGCUUUUUGGGACAAUGAAAGUCUGGCUACCAAUCACAUCAAUGACCACGUUUACCAUGCUAAUGAAGCCAAUGCAAAUACUUUACAGCCCCAAGCUAUUCUGAAGUUUGAGAUGCAGCUUUAUAAAGUUCGUGAUGAGAAGUAUCUACUUGAUCUUCAGAGAGUGAGCGGGCCGCCGAUACUCUUCUUGGAGUUUUGUGCCAUUUUUGUUAUGCUGCUCGAGGCCUCGUAGUAUGCUUGAAGAAGAGACAGCGGCCUAAACUUUUUGCAGUAUUUAUGCCUUGGCUGUGUCUUCUAAAUGUUCUGUACAUUUGUAGUGUUCUCUUUUCAUGCACAUUGCUCAUCUUUUGUUUAUAGUUGGGCUUCUUUGGAGCUGCUUAUGACCUUACUUGGACAAGAGAAUUCACUGUAGUGGCUCCAAGUUGUAAUUUAAGAUAAGUUUCAGUUUUUUGUUGCAUGUUUGUACUGGAAAUGAACAAUUUCUUUGUUCUUGGCUUUUAUCAUAACCACCUUGACUUUCUUUAA